CAGAGUGACAUUUGGCCAAACGUGCAGCACGUCUUUAAACAAUCCGCCCGAUGUGAAGCCUCUGUUUAAUCUGUGAAUGAGUCAAAUGUGUCCUAUUUACCCUGCCCACACCGCAGGUCAAGUUUCAAAGUUUCCUUCUCCCCUCCGGGUUACAUGCAACACAACAAAUAUUGACUGGGGCCGGGAGUCGAUCAGUUCGGCGGAUUUUUAACCUCCGGUUCUCAGCUCGGCUGUGCUUCCACAGGGCUCCCUGCAGAAGGACCGUCUGUCUCCCAGCGCUUUGUGUGUGUGUGUGUGUCUGUGUGUUGUUGUUGUUGUUGUUGUUGUUAUUAACCCGUGUGUGUGCGUGAGGGUAUGUGUGUUUGAGCCCACAGGCCUGGAAAGAUGAGGCGUCUGCUGCUGCUGCUUCUGGGGCUCCUGCUCCUCCACCAGGGCCGCUGCUUUGAGUUUGUGAUAGAUGGAGAAUGGGAGGACGAGAGGUCAGCCCCACAGGACCGUCGGGAGAGACACAAGAGAGCGAUAUUGACCAGCGAGGAGCAGGAAGACUUUGAAGCCAUCCGUGGAGACGGUAUCAUAGUCAAGAGCUACAAGGUGGAGAGCCGCAUCACGUCCCGCUUCGCCCACACCACCGUCAAGAGCUUGGUGGUCAACUCGGGCUCCAAAGCUGAGAGCGUCAGCUUCAACGUCCAGAUCCCCAAACGAGCUUUCAUCACCAACUUCACCAUGAAUGUGAACGGGAUGACGUUCCUGGGCUCCGUGAAGGAGAAGACAGUAGCCAGGAGCCUGUACGCUCAGGCCAGAGCCAGAGGCAAGGCAGCAGGCAUCGUCAGGGCUAAUUCCCAGGACAUGGAGACCUUUAAGACAGAGGUCCACGUUCCCGCCGGCAGUAACGUCGAGUUUGAGCUCCACUACCAGGAGAUGAUACAAAGGCGGCUGGGUCUCUACGAGCACCUGCUGUACCUGCAGCCAGGGAGGCUGGUGCCGCAGUUCCAGGUGGACGUGUACAUCUUUGAGCCAAGGGGAAUUUCCAGGGUACAAACACCAAACACCCUCGGGCUACAGUUCGGGGAGCUCAUCAGAGUUACAACAACCAAAAACAAGGCUCAUAUUGUCUUCAAGCCCGACCUACAGCAGCAGAGGACGUGCGGCAACUGCACCGGCAGUGCCAUAGAUGGCAUCUUUACUGUCACAUACGAUGUGAACAGGGACAGCAAUGCCGGGGAGCUGCAGGUCUCGGAUGGCUACUUUGUCCAGUUCUUCGCUCCGUCCAACCUCUCCCCGCUUCCCAAAAACAUUGUGUUCGUCAUUGACGUCAGCGGGUCCAUGUGGGGGGUCAAGAUGAAGCAAACAGUGGAGGCCAUGCAGGCUAUUUUGGACGACCUGACCAUCGACGAUCACUUCAACAUCGUUGACUUCAACCACAACGUGCGUUGCUGGAGCGAGGAGCUGGUCCCUGCCUUGUCUAUUCAGGUCGCCGAUGCCAAGAGAUACAUCCAGACCAUCAGACCCAGUGGAGGCACCAACAUCAACGAGGCACUGAUGAGAGCAGUUCAGAUGCUGGUGAGGGCGUCCACUCAGGGGAUAAUUGACUCCCGCUCCGUCUCCAUGAUCAUUCUGGUCUCUGAUGGCGAUCCCACCGUGGGAGAGAUCAAACUCAGCACCAUCCAGAAGAAUGUGAAGCGAGUGAUGAGGGAGGAGUUCUCUCUCUUCUCACUGGGCAUCGGCUUUGACGUGGACUAUGACUUCCUGGAACGCGUCGCCAUGGAGAACAGGGGCAUGGCUCAGAGGAUCUACGCUAACCACGACGCUGCAGAGCAGCUACGGAUGUUUUACAGCCAGGUCUCCUCUCCGCUGCUGAGGAGAAUCACCAUCCAGUUCCCGGAGGACUCGGUGUCCGACGUCACCCAGAACCGCUUCGACAAAUACUUCAGCGGCUCAGAGCUGGUGGUGGCCGGGAAGGUGCUCCCGUCUGAGAGCAACACGCUGACCAGCUUCACGACUGCAUCUGCCGACCGUAUUGACAUCACCCUGGAGACAGAGGCCGACACCGCGGAGCUGGACGCCGAGCUGGCCAAGCAGCAGCACUCGUUCACGGGUUUCGCCAGGCAGCUGUGGGCCUACAUCACCAUCAAACAGCUGAUCUCUGAGAGGUCUCUGGCUCCGACAGCGGCCAAGAAGAGGAAGAUCACCCAGAGGAUCAUGUCCCUGGCCGUGGAGCAUCAGUUCGUCACGCCGCUCACCGCGCUGCUGGUGGAGAGCGAGGACGCCACGGAGAGGCUGCUGGCCGACUCCCCGAAGGACCCGAAGCACGGCUGCUGCUCAGGAGUGGGAGUAGGAGGGGGCUCAGCAUCCAGUGGCCACUCUCCAGUGCGAGUCGUCUACCAGCCUCCACCCUGGGUCCAGAUGACGACUCCGGCCCCGCCGAGUCAGGCCGAGAAGGGUCCGGAGGAGUGGGCUCUGCCCCAGCAGGUCAACUUAGUGGACAACGACCCACACUUCAUCAUCCACCUGCCCAGAAGUAACCUGGACGUCUGCUUCAACAUCGACUCCAAACCUGGUCAUAUUCUCAACCUGGUGUCUGACACUGGAACAGGUGUGGUGGUGAACGGUCAGCUAAUCGGCUCAAAGCAGGUGCACAGAAACCGCCUCAACAACUACUUCGGCACCAUCUCGGUCUACUACCAGCCCGAUGGGGUCAGCGUGACCGUCGGCACCGACGGCAUCGGCAUGACCGACGGCAGGAACAACCACUCCUUCACCUGGGGGGCCACGGCUGAAAUCACACAGGAUGGGGUGAGGAUUUCCAUUGUGAAGGACUCUCACGUUACCGUCACAGUAAAUAACAACAUCCAGGUGAUGGUUUUGCUUCACCGUGUGUGGAAGAAAAAUCCCGUCAAUGUUGACUUCCUCGGUAUCUACAUUCCCAACAACAACCGGUACUCCCCUCUGGUGCACGGGCUCAUAGGGCAGUUCUCCAGAGAGCCUGAGGUGCGCGUGUACGACAUCCACGAAGGGGUCGACCCCCUGAAGAAGGAGGCCACCAUGGAGGUGAAGGGCAACAAGCUGCAGGUCACCAGGGGCUGGCAGAAGGACUACCGGCGUGAUAAGAGGCGCGGCUCCAACGUCUACUGCUGGUUCAUUCACAACAGCGGGAAGGGCUUCAUCGACGGCCACUACACCGACUACAUCGUCCCAAAUCUCACCAGCUUCCUUCAGGCGCUCUGAACAGACAGAGACGCAUUCAAGUACCCCCUCUGUGUCACUUCCCCUCACAUUUUAUUCAAUUUUUUUUUCUUCGUGAAUCAUUUAAUCAAUAGGCUUUU
Molecule: messenger RNA, 3323 nt
Organism: Xiphias gladius (swordfish)
Lineage: Eukaryota; Metazoa; Chordata; Actinopteri; Istiophoriformes; Xiphiidae
Gene: itih2
Product: inter-alpha-trypsin inhibitor heavy chain 2
Exons: 21
Coding region: 385-3225 (946 amino acids)
Biological process (GO): hyaluronan metabolic process
Molecular function (GO): serine-type endopeptidase inhibitor activity
Source: RefSeq, a predicted model, not a curated record